GCAAAAGGGCGCCCAGAAAAGUGCCUUUCUUGCCUGCUCGUCGCAGCCAGGUGAGGGAGCUUUCGCGGUAGGCCUAAACGGCUCCUAUCCAUAUUUCGUUCUCAAAUGGAGUGCUACGCUAUAUCCAGAGGAAUGUGCAUUGUCACGUACUGCGCCAGCAAAAGACGACAGUCAUACUGACGGCACCGACGAGUGAUGAGACGCCUUCCAUGUGUUGCGUGUGAUAACCGCGGUUGUGUUUGUGAAAAAACGUUUGGGAGCCGCCAUGGAUAGGAUUCCGCUUGUGGAUAUCCAGUGUUGUGUGUGCGCGUUGCGGGCUUCGUGAUACGUGAAACGAAAUUUGAAAGUGGUGGAGUGAUUCGGAGCAAGUAACGACAGUUCGACAGCCGGGAGUGCUUCCCGCCAACUUGGAUUACUCGACUUAUCUCGGAUCUUGCCAGCGGUAAAAAAAAAAAAAAAAAAAGUCGAAACGAAAACAAAUAAGCAAAGAAAAAAGGAAAGGCUUCGAUCACAUGGCAACAACAUGACUUAUUCAACAUGGAGCUCGCGCUCAGUGAUGUGGAAAAACUGUUCACCGUUCUCAGGUGAUUUUGGAAGAAGAUGCCAAGGAAGUUUAAAACACAAGAUGGGAAAUCGAGUGAAGCCAUUCGAGGACUCUGGGAAGGGGCCUACGUGUCUCAGUUUGUGCGCCUCUUUCAACGCAAGUUUGGAUUUCAGAGUUUGACUACCCAAGAGCUGGAAGAUGCAUUGCUUGACCCGGAGAGUCUGGUGAUUCCCGACUUGUGUGCUCGACUCCUGAGGUUUUUGACGAAGCAGCCAACAAUACUGAUCUCUAAUUUUGAAGUGUGCCUACAAGAUUUAUUGGAGGAUAGGCAAGUGUCGUUCUCCAAGAGCCCCUGGAGGGACCUCACUCCAAGCGAGAAGCUCUCUACAUUGAAGUGGCUGCUUGACCAUGCCUAUGAGAGCAAGGAAGAGGAACUCUCAGAAUUCUUGGACGAUCACUACGAUCCAGACGAUUUGCGAGGCAUAUGCGUAGGACAGGAUGCUUUCGACAAUGUGUAUUGGUACCUGGAAGACCUGCGGCUGUACCGGGAAGCGAAGAAGGCCCAGCGCAGUGGUGGUAGCAGCGGCCCUGGGGAGUGGGACUGCAUCUGCCUGACGUUAUCGGACUGGCAGCUGUUUCUGAAGCAGUUCCGCAAGUCUUCCAACCCGCAAGAGAAGCAACUCUACGCUUUCCUUGGUUGCCACCUGUUCCCCCUCGUGCAGGCUCACGCACAGAGCCUGCAGGAGCGCGACCGCGCGACGGAGAACCGCUGGCUUCUGGAGCGCGAGCGGGAAGAAGUUUCCCGCACCCAGGCCAUGAAGUGCAACGGGGCAUCCUCCGUGGACACCCCCGAGGCCCCCCUUGUCGCCCCCACCGUGGCCACGCCAGCCGACCUGGGCGACUGUAAAAUUUCUGCCCCUGCCAAGGAGGAAGAAGGGCCCCCCUCUUCCUGCGCGGGACCCCAGCAGCCGACCCCCCCUUCCGGCCAAGGAGGGCCCCCGGUGGUGGGGGGUUCGCAGUGUAUGGCGGCCUCACCGUCGGGUGGAACAAUAGUCAACGGUGGAGGAGGACCACCCGCCGGAAGAGAUUGUGGUCCGCCUCCAUUAAUCGAAGCUUCUUCUCUUCAGCCUUUGAGUGACAACCCAAGUGAAGGUUCUGUCACAAGUAACAAAGAGAAUGCUCCUCCCAUGCCUGGCCCAUCCCCAGACAUGACUACGAGCAACAACACACUACCUCCGCUGCUUCAGCAGCAGCAGCAGCAACAGCAGCAGCAACAACAACAACAACAACAACACCAAAUUCAACUUCCUCCACAGCACCCUUCCAUGAUGAUGAUAGGUGGAGCUGGUGUCCCGACCAUGUCCUCAAUGUCAGGGGCAGGCAUGCCACACCAGCAGAUGAGUGCUGGUCCCCCUCACCCCAUGGUUGCCAUGGGCCAGCACACAGGAGGAGGUCCCCAUCCUUCAAUGCCUGUGCAGGCCCUGCCCAGCAACCUGGGCGUUGGGCCCCCAAAGGGUGCCCAUAUGGGUGGUCCCCCUCCUCAGUCCCAUCAUCAGGGGAUGGACGCACAAUAUAUGCAGCAACAGAGUCAGAUCUUUGUGUUUACCACUGCACUAGCCAAUCAGGCAGCAGAGGCAGUUCUCACAGGACAGUGCCCUUCCAUCAUUGCAUUUCAUUGCGCACAGCCGGGAACGAAAAGGUUUCUGGAGAAACACCCCCUGAAGAUCCAGCAGUUCAACAAACAAAGUCCAGCAGCAUGGCUCAACAGUCUUGCCCAAAUGAAGCAGCAGCGUGGAGGAGCGCAGAUGGGACCCAUGAAAGGAGCAUCUAUCCCGCAGCACUUUGGUGGCCCCACGCCCCAUCCUCAGGGCGGCUCGGCGCCUUUCUGUGGCCCACAACACGGUUGCGGUAUGCCACACACUGGCGGCCCGCCAUCCGCUCCUUCCUGGACACAGCAGCAGCAGCAGCAGCCUGGUGGUGGAGUACCGCAUCAGGAGAUGUGGGGUGGGGGUGCGACACCUUACGGUCCCGCUGGAGGAGGACCUAGGGGUGCCCGACCGCCUCAUGCCGGUCCUCAGGGAUGUGGCCCUCCAAACGGCGGAGGAGGGUCAUGUUUUCCGGCAGGUUUCCAAGGUGGACCUAGUUGUGGCACGCUGCCGGGAAAUCCUUCUCAGACCACUGCAGGAGUAAAGGUUCCUGACGAGAACUUGACACCUCAGCAACGGCAACACAGAGAAGAGCAGUUAGCCAUGAUUCGCAAGAUGCAUCAGCUGCUGUUUCCAGAGGCAACUGGUAUGGCACCUUCAAGUAGUGGGCCCCAGUCUGGGGGACCGCCUUUGAGGCAAGGCCCCCAAGACCCUCACCAUCAUGGUGGCCCGCCUAACACAGCUCCACAUGGUGGACCUAGUCCACACCCGGCCUUCCAGCAGAGCUGCAUCGACCACCAGCACCCUGAAGGAAGUGGGGGUCCCCAUUUCCCUGGUGGCCCCGCAAGUAUGGGACAGCAGCAACAGAUGUCUCUCCAGAAUGAGUGGCAUGGCAUGCCCCAGCAGCAAAAGCCGUACUUCGAAGAUCGACGACGCAAGACACCGACUCAUGCUCACCAGUCAGCCGGGCCACCGUCCUUCGGUCCAAGCGGACCUUGCACUCCUGACUUUGCCCAUUCACCAUCUGCUGUACAGGGGGGCCCCUACGGACCUACGCGUCCGGGCUCCUGUCCCAACCCCAACUUCAACAACGGCCCUUCCAACCGUCCAGCUUCCUGCACAGGUUUCAACUCUCCGGGCUCUUUCUCCAAUCCCCCGACACCAUCCAACUUCACCGGAGUACCCACCCCUGGAAGUGUGACAACCUGUCGAGCCAGCCCUGGUCCCGGCAUGGUGUUCAGCCCCGGACCGAACCCCUGCUCGGGAGCAGCUCAGGGGGGAGCCUUUGGCGGUCACGGCACACCGUGUAGUGGGGGGUUUGCCGGGGCUGGAGCUGGCGGAACGUUUCAGCCGUCUGGAAGCCGACCCUCUCCGUGUUCCAUCGGGUUUGGUGGAGGCCAGGGUGGCGCACAAGUUCCUACCUGUGGGAGCCCCGCUCUCCAGCCGUUCAGCCCGGUCAGGCCAGGGACGAGUCCGACGGGACAAGGGUUUGCAUCAGGCCCGAGUCCAACGCACUACGGCAGCUCGAGCCCGGGAGCACCACGGCCACAGGCUCCUCCCAGUCCGGCAGGUGCCAGCCCUCGUAUCGGACCCCCGCCACCUUACGCGGGUGGGGCCUCCCAACCCCGAGCGGGCAGCUUAGCGAGCCCACACCCACCAGCAUCACCACUACCUUCUCCAGCAGCGGACCCCUCUCGUCAGUUUCCCCCGCGGUUGACGAAUCCAAGUCCGGGGAGCAUGCAGACGACGCCACUCAGUUCUCCGAAGCCUCCCGGUAGACCAGGGAGCGCGGGAGGUCGUGCUCCAGCUACACCGACGACACCGAUGAGCACAGCUGUUCCAAGCCCUUCAUCGGGAGGAAAGAAAAGGGCAGCGACGCCGUUGCAGGAAAAUCAAGGAAUGAUGCAAGAUUUUGCGGGAAAUGGAACUAACCCAGGCUCAGGAGACCCGUCAUCGGCAUUCGGUCGGAGCGUAAGCACCCCCGGUGGGCACCAUCCACGGGCUACACCCCCCGGUGGCAUGUCCAAGGAACCGAACCUCAUGCCAGUACCGUCACCCCAGCAGAUCCAGUACCUCAGUUCUUUGGAAGGUCAGGAGCUCACUAUCCAGAAGCAGCCCAACACGGGCCUGCACGCGCAGGAGGGCCAGCAGCCACAGUCAACAGCAGGAGGGAACGCUCACUCGGGCAACAUGUGCACGCAGCAGCAGCAGCAGCAGCAGCCGGGAGCGCAACCUCAGCAGCACCUCCUUCCGGGCAUGCCACACGCGGAAAUACCGCCUCUGGACAUGGGCCCCACCAUGACCUCCGAGAACUCUCAAGGUUCCUUCCACUCAUCCUGUUCCUCUGGAGGAGACAUGAGCAACCCCAGGUUCCCUCCUACAGCAGCUGAAAUGAACCCUGCCACCUUUGAUGGCCAGCAGAGGUACUCUCAGCACGAGCCUCACUAUCGCCCCUCUGCGGGCUACGUCGACCAACACCAGGCCCGCUUUGGAAUGACCCAUCCUCAGGGCGGUACGUUUCCCGACGGCGUACCCCACCAGCGUUACCAUGUCCCUCCUCAGCAGGGAGGUUUUCCCAUGAACCCACGUGACUUUGGGAGCCCUGCUGGACCCGACGCAUCGCUAAUGAGUAGGCCUCAGUCUUUCCGAGGACUAGGGCCCGACGGUACGCCAUCGUCGCACAUUCAAAACCUGCAAAAGAUGGCGCCCCCGUACGACCCUUCUAAAGGGGAAGGAGGUCACCCACCAGAGCUCGUGCAAGACCCACUAGAUGGAACAGGGGGCAGUCCGGACGGAGGCAUGCCCCCCACGACCGAGUUUGUCCCCAUGAUGCCCCAUCACGGAGGCGUUCGACCUCCUUACGCCCAGCCAAACAUGGGGAACACAACCGCGCGGAGCAACGCCGGUGGUGGUCGAGGUGCGAGGGGGCGAGCCUCGGCUGCAUUUGCGGGCAUGCAGGUGAAGCCGAAUGCGCCCAAUACGAUUCAGUAUCUUCCUGCCCGGCCGCAGGGGCCACAGCGCGCACAGGGGUUGGAAUUCCUUCAGCGGUUUGCGCCGCCGCUGACGAAUUUGGACGCUAAGGUGCCCACUCAAAACUUGCAAUACUUCCCGCCGUCGGGACCGCCGAGGUCACCGAUGAUGAUGAGGAGCGGAGGGGCGUAUGUCACUCCAAACGGCACCCACGUGUCUGGCGCACCUCCCAUGCAGAUGAUGGGGGCUGGGGUACCCUUUCAAGGGAAGCAGGGAAUGGCGGGACCGCACGGUGAAGUGGCGCAACCUUUACCCCCCACGGUGGGGCAGACUUUUGGUUACAAACAGCAGCCGUUCUAUGGCCCCACGACGGCGGACCCGAACUAUGCGGUGCAGUUUCACAACUUUCAGCAGCAGCUGUAUGCCACCAAUACUCGCGGCCAGGGGGCAUCGGCGUCUCAGGCAGGUGCUGGAUUCUUCGGACCAAAGUGAACCACAUGUUGGUGUUGUGUGUGCACUCUCUCUCCGCGGUGACCGACCGGUGCCGAAUGCUCCUCAGUCUUUCUCCACUCGACACCGUCUUCGGAGGUGACAUUUCAAGGUGCUCUCAGGGGUGUCACAGGGGUGUCACAGGGGCAUGCAUGAAGUGAACAGGAGUGUCUCAGAAAAGCCGGAGUUUCAUCUACGCUUUGUUUUGUUUGCUCAAGAGGUUACAAUGUAGCAAUCUUCCGCGGCGGACGGACGCGUCGCUUGCGGACACCGCGAUCCACGUGCCCGCGGCGAAAAUGUGGAAGGGACUCACUUUCACUGGUGAACACAUGUUCUCAUUCUUCAUCCCCCCCCCCCCCUCC
Ornithodoros turicata is the source of this 6011-nucleotide messenger RNA. Its product is annotated as trithorax group protein osa-like. The transcript has 15 exons. The coding region runs from base 601 to 5652 and encodes 1683 amino acids. The record is from RefSeq and is a predicted model, not a curated record. NCBI's taxonomy places the organism in Eukaryota, Metazoa, Arthropoda, Arachnida, Ixodida, Argasidae.